ACAUCAAUUUUGUAGAACGCGUUUCGUUCGGCCGUGUUUUUUUCGGAUCUUGCGUGAGGACGGUUAUCUUUUGCGUAAUCGAUGCAGAAUUUGCACUAGACUUGCCGCUAAGAGGUAGAUUCUAGUGCUGCGCCGCCCGUGAGUUUUUCGGAUUCGUGUUUUUUCGGGAAUCGAGUGGGUAGAAAGUGCGAGAGAGUCAUGGGAAACGUGCUCGCUGCUUCCAAACCGAUCGCUGCCGGUGGUGGCCUUCCGCCGCCCCUCCCAGCAGAACCCGCCCUCGCUGCCACCGGUAAACCUUCGGCGGAGCCGGAGCAACCGCCUCUGACAAAUCCUGGCACGAUGGAUGAACUGCACAAAAAAUGCAAGGACGUGAUGCCGGCCAAUUUCGAGGGGGCCAAACUGAUGAUCAACAAGGGCCUCAGCAAUCACUUCCAGGUGUCGCACACGAUUAACCUCAACUCGUCCAACACGAGCGGGUACCGGUUCGGGGCCACCUACGUUGGUACCAAGCAGACCUCCCCCACGGAAGCGUUCCCGGUGAUCCUCGGGGACAUUGAUCCGGCCGGCAACCUGAACGCGAACAUCAUCCACCAGCUGACGCCGUUCGUGCGCUGCAAGUUUGCGUCCCAAAUCCAGAACAGCAAGAUCACUGCCGCCCAGCUCGCAACUGACUUUAAGGGGGAUGAUUACACGGCGUCGAUCACCGUCGGAAAUCCGAACAUUAUCAACGACUCGGGCGUGAUUGUGAGCCACUAUCUGCAGGCGGUAAGUUGGAUUUGCUACGUUGCGUUACGGUGGACAACAGGAUGAAGCAAACUGACUCAC
Molecule: messenger RNA, 825 nt
Organism: Culex quinquefasciatus (southern house mosquito)
Lineage: Eukaryota; Metazoa; Arthropoda; Insecta; Diptera; Culicidae
Product: mitochondrial import receptor subunit TOM40 homolog 1-like
Exons: 1
Coding region: 199-810 (203 amino acids)
Biological process (GO): protein import into mitochondrial matrix
Cellular component (GO): mitochondrial outer membrane; mitochondrial outer membrane translocase complex
Molecular function (GO): transmembrane protein transporter activity
Source: RefSeq, a predicted model, not a curated record